AUGGCGGAUAAACAAACAAAUUCAUACUAAAUAUAAAAAACUUUCUUCUUUAAGAUGCAACCUCCCUCCUUGCGAUCUGUCGCCCAGACUAUCAUCGUAAGGACCCUAGUCUGCAGGCCUACGGAUUGCAUAGAGCGACAGCUGCUGUUAGAAACGCUGAAGACAACAAAAGGAACUUGUUUGAGCGAAGAAAUCUUGUUGUUGGUGGCAGAGUUGUUUCCAAAGGAAUUGACUGACGAGUUACUUUGUGUUCUUGCUCCAGAACAUCUGAGGCACCUGAAGUUGAAGGACUGUAGUUCAUUGACUUGUGAUGGAGUUAUUGAAACAAUAACCAAAUGUAGUCAUCUGACCUACAUUGACUUCAGUUCCUGUGAGAAUCUUCUGCGGCCCGUUCUCUACUGCUGCUUGAAGGACAAUGCUCCUAAUAUCACUCACUUGUCUUUUGAAGACUGCAAUAUAAUGACAGAUGAUGGAGUACAGAUAAUCCUAAUGUGUUGUCCAGGACUAGAACACCUCAAUAUCUCCAGCUGCAACAACAUCACUGACAAAGCCUUUGCCAUGUCAUCAUCUUCUCCACCGAACAAAUCCUCCAAGUCUCCCCCCAAGCUAUCCCAGCGUGCUCUCCAAGGAGGCAAAAACCUUACGAGUGUUGACCUCUCAGGCUGUCAAUCAAUUACAAGUGCUGCAAUAAAAAAUCUAGUAGCUCUUUGUGGACCAACGUUAACAUCAGUCAACAUCUCAUGGACUGGAUUGGGUUGUAUUGCAUUAUUGUACCUAGCCGGAUUGAGUCCUCAAGCUGCAUUUCAGUUUGUUCAAGAAGUUGAUUCAUCUUAUUUAGGAGCUCUUUCUUCACUGACAGAGAAUGAAGAUAGUGGUAGUGAUAAUGAUAAUGAUGAAGAAUUGGAUCAAGAAAAUCAAGACAUAUCUGUAAAAAGCAAUAAAGCUGGUGUUAACCAAUCUUCAUACCUAGAAAAAGAUGAGCAUUUACGGAACUCUUUUCCUGCAGUUAAAUCUACCAAUGGUACAUACUAUGACGCAGAUCUUCAUAUGAAAGAUUCAAGUACUUCUGGAAAAUCUAAUUUCGAGAAGGUUGAUUUUUCUGCAAGCAAGAGUGGAGAAAGUGAAAGAAUUGAGAAAGAAGUAAAAGCUACAAAUCUAGAGAGUACGAAAAUCUUUACUAAAGAAAAAGAAAAUUCUGAAUGUUGGAAUGCUGAAGAUGAUAUGAAACAUUUGAAUGGAAGUGGGGAAAAAGUGGACGAUGAAAAAAUGGGAAUCACGGAAAUUGAUAGCACAGAAAUCUUUAAAAAGUGUGAAGAUUCAAAUGCUGAGGAAUAUGAGUAUGAUUUGAAUGAAAAUGGAAAAAUUGCAGAAACUAAAAGUGUGGGAACUUCAGAUACCGCAGAAGGUCAAAUUACAGAAUUUGUGGUUUCAACACCUGUGAGGUGUCAGGACAGUUACGGAAAGGAUGAACUUCAAGAAAAUAUUUUCCCAAGGAAGGAGGCAAUGGAGACUGAAACAACCACGUUAGAGGAAGAAAAUGAAAACUUGAAUUUAAAUAAGACAGAUAUGAAAAGUGAGGUUGAUUUUCUGAAUAGUCAAGCUGAUAAUAGUCAAACUGAUAAUAUUCAUUUAAUGUCACUCAGUUUUCCCACUGUUGGUCUUCCUUUGGCCAGUACUCUUGCAGCCAAUAGGCAUAGACCUCCAAAGUCAUCAGAUUUAAAGGUAUUGGAAGAGGAAUGGAUGUUGGCAUGGCAACAAGUCGGAGAUGAUGACUCUUGUAGUGAUAAUGAUGAGCUGUUUGAUAGUAUGUGGGGUGAUGUGCAUAAAUCAUCACAUGUCAAUUCUGUGUCAUCGGUAUUUGGUGAUGCAAUAUCUUGUCUUACUAGUGCCCUGGUGAACUUGGACUCAACUGAUGAUGAUGAUGAUGAUGAUACAAAGGUGCUACAACAACCUUCAAUUUCUACGAGUCAUAUUAGCAGUCGUGAUGGUGAUGGUGAUGAUGGUGUUCAAGGUAAUGAUGAUGCAGAUGAUGAUGAUGAUGAUACAAAGGUGCUACAACAACCUUCUAUUUCUACGAGUCAUAUUAGCAGUUGUGAUGGUGAUGGUGAUGAUGGUGUUCAAGGUGAUGAUGAUGCAGAUAAUGAUGAUGAUGAUGAUACAAAGGUGCUACAACAACCUUCUAUUUCUAUGAGUCAUAUUAGCAGUUGUGAUGGUGAUGGUGAUGAUGGUGUUCAAGGAGAUGAUGAUGCUGAUAAUGGUGGUGGUGUUGCUGCUGCUGAUGGUGAUGGUGGUGAUGAUCAUAGUAAGAUCAUUGUUACUCAUGAUGGUAUUAGUGAGAGUAGUGGUAACGUUGGUAGUUGUGCCAUCGAUAAUGGAAAUCAGAGAGAAUCAUUGGACGAUGCUGAUGAUCUAUUCACCGAUAUUCUUAACUUACAAGAAUGGCGCACUGAAGACAGUUCUUCUCUUCUGCAUGGCUUCAAUGAUGCCCUUCUUAGCCUUAGCAAUGCCAUGUUUGAAUUGAUGGACUCAGAUGAUGAUGAUGAAGAUGAUGAUGAUGGUGGUGAUGGCGAUGAUGCUGAUGGUUUUAAAGUUGAAGAUGAUGAUGGUGAUGAUGAUGGUGAUGAUGGUGACGAUGAUGAUGAUGAUGAUGCAGAUGAGGCUGUCGUUGGUGUUUGUGAUGGUGCUGAUGGUGGUGGUGGUAGUAGUGGUGGUAGAGAUGCUGCUGAUGAUGGUGGUGGUGAUGAUGAUGACGAUGAUGAUUAUGCACACGAGGCUGCYGUUGGUGUUGGUAAUGGUGCUAAUGACAGUGUUGCUGCUGCUGAUGACACUGCCAAUGAUACUUGCAGAGUUGAUAGCCUCAAUCCUUUAACUUUAGAACAAAUAAACUUAGUAAUGCUAUCUCAAGAUGACAAGGAAACGUAUCCAAAUAUUUUAGAUGGCGAGAAUUCUUCAGCUUCUGUUCAAAAUUCUAAUCUCAAUAUUCAAGACUUCGAAAAACAAAAUAUUUCAAAUAUUUCAACAAAGGAAGCUUCCGGACCAGAUAAUAAGUUAACAGGCUCAAAUAUAUUGGAUGUCAGUGUUACUGUUUCUACGAAGAGUAAUUUAAGUAUCGACACUCGAGGUUCCGAAGAAGAAAAUUAUUUUAAACUGAAUAAAAAGUCAGAUACCCUAGGAAGCGAAUUGUCUUGUGAAGGCAAUCCUGAUGUAGGACAUAAAACUUCCAGAGGUGAAGAAAGUUCCUGUGGAAGGAUACAAAACGAGUCGGAAUCAAGCAUUGAUUCUUUUUAUAAUACAAACGCUGAAAGUAGUUCUUCAUCUAAGGAUGACAGUCUUACUGUUCCCUACGUUACGGAACGUUCUGAGGAAGGAAAGGAGCCACUUAUACUGACACUGACCUAUAAGCCUCGUUUGCGUUCACUGGACAUAACUAGUAUACAUUUCCAUGGUAAAGCACUCGGCGUGGCUUGUCUUAAGCUCUUCUUCUCGGUGAAUAGAUCGUUGAAUAGUUUUGCAGUGUCGUGGUCGGAGCUCGAUGAUGAGACGUUAGUUGCUAUGGUAUCAAACCAGCCAGAACUUCGUUCCCUAACACUGACGGACUGUGAAAAAUUGAGGGAUCAAUCCCUACUCUCCUUACCAGUCCACUGUCCGUUACUCGAGAGCAUCGACCUGAGAGGCGUGGCUUUUGUCACAGAUCUAGGUGUGGUCCCCAUGCUUGAUUGUCCACGUCUUAAGACCCUAUCCUUGGCUGAGACAUCUGUGACUGAUAUCACAAUGUUUGCAUUGGCCGAGAAAUGUGGAGACAAGUUACGUGAUCUGGACCUAUCGUGGUGUGAAGAGUUGACAGACAGGGGUCGAUGUGCAAUGGCCGAGUCAUGCACUGGGCUUCAAAGCUUUGCACUACGUCAGUGCACUGCGUCAAGAAUCACCAUGGAAACGCUCUCAAUUUACUGCCAGUCUAUGACGUCACUCAAUGUUUCAAGCGUUGGUCAACUUACAGACGAAGUCGUCACUACCAUGGUAACCAGCAUGCCCAACCUUACCUUCGUUGACAUAAGCUGGAACCCAGACAUCACGUCCACGGGCGUCGGGGCUCUGUUGACUCACUGCGGGAGACUGGAAGAGGCUGUUCUGUCUGGGUUAAAAGCUUUGACUACCAAACCUUUCUUUGGGAUUAUUAGUGAUCUACCAAGAUGGCGGACAAAACAAGAGAUAAUGCUACGUAGGAUACUGAAGAACAAACAGAAUGAAGGACCAACAGAGACUUACAUCCAGCCGUGUGAUAUGGAGACAGCAAAGAGUCUUGGAGAAGACCUGCCAUUCAGAUCGACAACGUACAGCCCUGCUUUACGUAACCUUGUCCUGGAGUACAGUGACAUGGUUAACGAUGAACAUUUAUCGCAGAUUGUAGCGGUGUGUAGGGGGACACUAAAUAUUAAGGAUUAUUAUGGACAACCAAUAGAACCUAUGUGGAUUUUUUUGUGAAAUGAUGGAUCUCUUGAGGAUUAUGACUGGAUAUUAGAGGAAAGGCUAAGUAUUAGAGAUUAUUAUGGACAACCAAUAGAACCUAUAUGUGGAUUUUUUUGUGAAAUGAUGGAUCUCUUGAGGAUUACGACUGGAUAUUAAAGGAAGGCUAAAUAUUAGAGAUUAUUAUGGACAACCAAUAGAACCUAUGUGGAUUUUUUUAUGAAAUGAUGGAUCUUUUGAGGAUUACGACUGGAUAUUAGAGGAAGGCUAAAUAUUAGAGAUUAUUAUGGACAACCAAUAGAACCUAUGUGGAUUUUCUUGCGAAUUAGCGCUCUUGAGGAUUACGACUGGAUAUUAAAGAAAGGCUAAAUAUUAGAGAUUAUUAUAGACAACCAAUAGAACCUA
Molecule: messenger RNA, 4869 nt
Organism: Actinia tenebrosa (Australian red waratah sea anemone)
Lineage: Eukaryota; Metazoa; Cnidaria; Anthozoa; Actiniaria; Actiniidae
Biological process (GO): SCF-dependent proteasomal ubiquitin-dependent protein catabolic process
Cellular component (GO): SCF ubiquitin ligase complex
Molecular function (GO): protein binding
Source: RefSeq, a predicted model, not a curated record